Esox lucius (northern pike) is the source of this 1600-nucleotide messenger RNA. RefSeq names its product protein disulfide isomerase Creld1 (gene creld1a). The record is from RefSeq and is a predicted model, not a curated record. NCBI's taxonomy places the organism in Eukaryota, Metazoa, Chordata, Actinopteri, Esociformes, Esocidae. The coding region runs from base 349 to 1059 and encodes 236 amino acids. Gene Ontology annotation, molecular function: calcium ion binding. The transcript has 6 exons.
AAAAACGUGUGAACUCGACCGAUAUAACGCAGCUGUCAGUUAUUAAUAACCUCACUAAUCUGUGUUUGUGCUCUUGGUGCCCUGAUAGCCCGAAGUGUAGUCCCGGUCAUGAGACUGAUUGGUCAAGGGGCUAUUUGAGAGCCGGCCAGUUCCAAGCAGCAAGUUCGACGACAGAGAUUAGUCGAGCCGAGUAGAAAGGAGUACCGAAAAACAGUCACAAACUCAGUUGUUUGUACUUCGGACGAGCAUUUCUUUUUUUAAUCUUCUCUCACCAUCAGCGUCGAAACACAUAGAGAGGUACCCUGUCCUCUAUUGUCUUGGUGUCUGGGAGAUAAGGACCAAGAAGUGAUGAGGACAGUCUGGCCUCUUCUGGCUGCAGGGCUGUUCUCGACUCUGUCCCAGGUGGCUCUAGUCCGAGGCUGUCCAGACUCCUGUGAGGAAUGCUCAGGGCCUCAGAAUGAUCUGUGUCUGGUGUGCCAAACCGGCUGGACCCUCCAUGACAACGAAUGUGUAGACAUAGAUGAGUGCGGCACAGAGCUGGGACCGUGUCCCCCCAACAUGUACUGCUUCAACACAGAAGGCAACUAUCAGUGUAGAGGCUGUGACAAGGCCUGUGUGGGCUGCAUGGGCACUGGGCCAGCCCGCUGCAGGAAGUGUGCAACCGGCUACAGACUGACAGGAGCCAAAUGUUUAGAUGUAGAUGAGUGCAGUGAGCAUGUUCUGGCAUGUCCAGGCCUGGACAAGAUCUGUACCAAUGUGGAGGGCUCUUUUCGCUGUGACUGUGCUGAAGGCUUCACACUCAAGGACAACAUCUGUGUGCAGAAACGGCUUCACGGAGGUGGGGGCGAGAAAGGUCUGUUCGAGGACAUCCAGGAUGAAGAGGUGGAGGUUCUUCAGCAGAUGUUCUUUGGGGUGCUGCUCUGUGCUCUGGCCACCCUGGCUGCCAAAGGAGACAUGGUGUUCACCUCCAUCUUUAUGGGUGGAGUGGCGGCCAUGGCUGGAUACUGGCUCUCAGACAGGGGGAACCGUGCAUUGGACAGCUUCUUGAAGGGGCAUUAGAGAAACCCAGCUCAGGACUUAUUUGCCUUUUGGAGUGUACGUGUGUCUAAUGUAGGACUUAUUAUCCUGUAAAGAGGUAUAUCCAUCUACACUAGCACUUAUCCUGUUGGGGGUAGAUGUAUCUACACUAGCACUUAUCCUGUUGGGGGUAUAUGUAUCUACAGUAGGACUUAUUAUCCCAUUGGGGUAUAUGUAUCUAUUGUAGGACUUAUUAUCCCAUUGGGGUAUAUGUAUCUAUUGUAGGACUUAUUAUCCUAUUGGGAUAUAUUUAUGUACUGUAGGACAUAUUUUCCUAUUGGGGUAUACAGUAUCUCACCGAAGUGAGUACACCCCUCACAUUUUUGCAAAUAAUUGAUUAUAUUUUGUCAUGGUUUGAUGAAUUUGUCAUGUUUGUCAUGUGACAACACUGAGGAAAUGACACUUUGCUACAAUGAAAAGUAUUGAUUGUACAGCUUCUAUGACAGUAUAACAUUUUCACUUAGGGGUGUAAACACUUCUGUUGCCAGCGGUUUAGACAUUAAUGGCUGUGUGUUGAGUUAUU